Molecule: messenger RNA, 3883 nt
Organism: Pleuronectes platessa (European plaice)
Lineage: Eukaryota; Metazoa; Chordata; Actinopteri; Pleuronectiformes; Pleuronectidae
Gene: cmtm7
Product: CKLF-like MARVEL transmembrane domain containing 7
Exons: 5
Coding region: 113-595 (160 amino acids)
Cellular component (GO): membrane
Source: RefSeq, a predicted model, not a curated record
GUUUAUCCGGUGUGUGCUCGGUGCCGUCAGUCGGUCUGUGUCGUUAUUACUGACCGUGACUCUUUCGCAGUUUAACGAGUUAAACGUUAUCGAACCCCUGAUUACCGGAAACAUGUCGCACACCGUCGUCACCACGACAUCCACCACCAGGACUUCCGGUGACAGCGUCUUCAACGCGGGCUACACCCGGACCAUCCCGGGUCUGCUGAAGAUGGGACAGAUGCUCGCUCUGCUCAUCACCUUCCUGUGUGUCCGCUGUGCUCGCGGUUGGCCCAGCUGGGCGGCGUUCCAGUUCUUUGAGGUGGUGACGCUGUGGUUCCUCGUGGCCUUCCUCAUCUUCUUCCUCAUGCACCUGUUCAGGCUGCAGGCCAAGAUGCCGUGCAUCAACUGGCCUCUGACGGAGUUUUUCCAUUACUCCGUCGGCACCGUCCUCAUCCUCAUCGCCUCCAUCGUGGCUGCGGUGAACAGUGGAUCUGUGUCUGCGCUGGUGGUGGGAUCGGUGUUUGGCUUCAUAGCCACGUUCCUGAUGGCCGUGAGUCUGUGGACGUCCUACAGUGUGACCUGUGGUCCUCAUCCCACAGGUUCGACUGUGUAAGACAUCGUCUCUAAGCAAACCGACCUUUCAGCUCAGCAGCCACCUGGAUAAUUCACCUGAUCACAACUCAGAGGUAACUAGUGCUGAUCCAGGACAAGCGUCGUUUCAACCAUUGAAAUGUAAAUAUAUUCUGUUUGCCACUGAAUCUUCUCAAACCUCUGACGUCACAUGAAAAGGUGCCGAGUCUCACAUUUCAACCAUCGAUUGUAUCAGUGACACGUUUGAUAAUCUCACUUUUCAUAUUAUUGUCACGACUACAUUUCCCAUCAUCCCUGCUGCUUCCCGCCUGAAACAGGUCGACAUGUUUAAAGAUCUUUUCUGUCUCGUGAGCUUUUCGUUGCUCAUCAGCUGUGAGCGUCUAUAGAACAGCGCCCUCUUCCUGUUGUGUGUCCUCCUGACAGUGCGCUCUCUUUUUUAAUUUCCUCAGUGUUUAACGCUGCUAGCUUGAUUUGUUCAGAUUGAUUUUAACGUCCAGUGUUUUACGUCCUCCGCUCAGCGACAUCAGUUCAGAGCGACUCUUUUAAAAUCACUUUUCACAAUGAUGCACAGUAUAGCCCUGUUAGCCUGCGAUGCUAAUAUCGCUAGCACACCAAAAUAUCUGCCUUGUCAUUCUGGUGUGCUAAUAACUAUUACAAGCAGAUAUUUUAUAGAAAAAAGCUUGCAUGCUAAUGACUUUGUUAGCAUGCUAAAACAUUACUCAGGGGCUAAUACACACGUGUGCUAAAACCUAAAGCAUGCGAAAAAGUCUUAUGAUAUGAAAUAGUGAAAAAUAAAACAACAGCAUGCUAACAAGGCUACAAACAAAACCUGGAUUAAUAAAGUUUACUUAUUGUCAACAUAUUUGAAGUGCAGAAUCAAACCAACGACAUAUUAUCUACAGACGAGUCUGAACGGCUGUGGAUUCGUCUACAAAUCGUUUCUUCAGCCACGAGCUGAUUGGUCGUUGAUUCUCGAGCUCGUCAGCUGCUGUGGAAAUCUGUUGCACAGAAACAUACAUGUUAACAAAGAAUAUGCAAAAAAUAAUUAAAUGAACCAAAUAUCAAACGGAUUUUCAGAUUAAUAUCAUGAUUUAAUGGACCAAUGGUCUGGAUCAGAAACAUUCAUGUCUGGAUUAUUAAACAGGUUCACGUGAAUAAAAUGUUCACACAGAGGAUUUAACUAUUCAACAACUUGCACAACUAUUAACCAACCAACCAAUGAGCAGAAUAAUAAAAAGUAUUUGUGAUACUGUAUAAAUAAAGUAGGACUUCAGGAUUAAGGUUUAUGAAUUUUACCAGACUUGGUAAAAUUUGUGUUUUUGCCAUUCAGGUUCCCCAGUUAUCAAAGUUAUGGAGGUUUACUCAUUAUUUCUGUCUCUGAGAAAAGUUUGUAAAAGGAAAAUUCAUUCACACUAAUGUUUUUCUCCUGGUGCUAAAAGAAGCUUAGUUCAAACUGAGCUCUGCUCUCGUGGAGACGUUAAUCUUCAGUUUACUGCCUUAACUGUCAAUCAGAUGCCAAAAAGUGACAUGGUGCAUCCGCUCCUUCACUGAACGUGUCUUUAACUCCCGGUGGAGCCGCAGACAACACAACAAAGGGAUUCACGUCUAAUUGGAUAAAUCGACUGUUUCACUUUGACUCUGUGGAAGUUUACAUUUACAUGACAAAUUCUAAUGUAUUCAAAAAGAGAUUCUUGUCUUCGCCUCUGGUGCAAACGAUGCAGCCUCUACACACUGGGAGAGAAGUUAACAGUCACUGGUUUGGAGCAAUCCAGUUACUCAAAAGAACAAUGAUUGGAAACUCUUUGAUAAUCAUUUCUUUAGCAAAAUUGACAAUCACUUAGUGAUGUUAGCGACUCCAGUUUGAGUCUUUCGUACGUUGGGGUGUGGAAAAUUGAUCGGGGGGGUGGGGGGGGGGGGGGGCUGAUGAUCCAGAAACUCUCAGUGUGCAGAGGUUUAACAUCCUGUUGCAUCACACCUGCUCAAAGCUGAUUUCUUCAGAGUAAAAACAUUUGUGUGUUUGAUGUUUGUGUGAUGGACCGAGACGUUCACACCUGCUGAGCUUCUUCUUGUUUUUCUUGUGUUUGACUCAUGAAGCUUGAAUCCAUUAGCACCUCCUGUGAAAAGCUGAAACCACAGUUUAACCUGCUGUUGAGGAAUAUCAGAAGCUGAAGCACUUAUGUAGAAUCACUGGACAUGAAUAAUGUGUAGCUUUUAUUUUGAGCUUUAUUUUAGCAUGUUUAGAUUUUUUGUAUUUCUACUGUUAAACUUUUGAUAUAUCAAAUAUUUCCAUCAGUAUUUAGCCAGAGUUCAGUUUUGGUAUAGAAUUAUACUGUAUUUUUUAUGAAUGCAUUUGAAUUUUUUGACUCUUUAGCUAUUUGUUUUGUUUUUUAUUGCCGCCUGGAGUUGCGGAGGAAUCGGAGCAAAUUAGUUUCAGGUCUGCUGACGAUCUAAACUCGACUGUUUCCAUUGUCUUCUCUUCUCGAGGAGAAGAUGUCACCACCUCUUAGAUUCCCUCGGACUCCAGGUCCGACCAACACUGAUGUUUACAUCCUCUAUUCCUGCAUGUUUGUGUUUUCUGAUGCUUCAUGAUGCACAGUGACCGGACUUAAGGCAGUUUGUCCACUGGGAGAAAAAGGAUUCUGGGAAAUAUGCAGCCGUGUGGUGGCCUGUAAGUGCUGUUGCAGUACGGCCACAGAAUAUUACGUGAUCUUAAAUGGACGUCUCCCGAGAAAACAAAUGAAAUACAAAAUAAAUAAAUCUGUUAAGUGAACAAUAUUCAAAUUUUCAGUAUCUUAGAUUUCUUUUAGUUGUUAAAAAAUCUAAGAUCAUAAGAGUGUUUGUGUCUUCAGGGAGCCUUUCACACCUCGUUUGUGUCAGACUCUUCAGUUCAGUGUGGACCUAAACACCAGGUGUGAACGGCUCCUCAGACCAACGCACAAAAAGCUUUUGUUGUAUUUUCAACAUUUGUCUAACCAGAUUUGACAAACUGCUGAGUGCAGUUGAGAUGUCCGUUCACGUCUGUGGGGUUCCAACAUCUCCGUGAACCCAGUGGACUCACCAACCCUCACAGGUCACAUCUGAUUUCCUCCAAAGUGCCUUAAUGUUGUGUUGAGUUAUUGUUGGGUCCGUUAACGCUUCCAGUGAAGAGAACCGUGUGGUCAGACUCUGGUGGAGAGAUGAAGAGAUCAGAAGAAGCCAUGUCCAGUGUUAUUGAUCAGACGUCACAUCACAUGUUGUUUCUCGACAUUUUUUAAAGUUUAAAGUUGUGAUUUUUGUUGCAUGUUGUAAAUUAAAGGCUCAUUGCACCAAC